Messenger RNA from Trematomus bernacchii (emerald rockcod), 883 nucleotides. RefSeq names its product gastrula zinc finger protein XlCGF49.1-like. The coding region runs from base 77 to 883 and encodes 268 amino acids. The transcript is spliced from 2 exons. Gene Ontology annotation, biological process: regulation of transcription by RNA polymerase II. The record is from RefSeq and is a predicted model, not a curated record. Gene Ontology annotation, molecular function: DNA-binding transcription factor activity, RNA polymerase II-specific; RNA polymerase II cis-regulatory region sequence-specific DNA binding. Lineage: Eukaryota; Metazoa; Chordata; Actinopteri; Perciformes; Nototheniidae.
GAGACAUUUACAACCAGAGACUGAGGACUACCCUGGAGACUCUUCUGAACCUGACACUGAAGACAGUGCUGAUUGGAUGGAGACCAGAGAACCAGCUUCAAAGUCUCAGAGAAAUAAACAAGACCCUGUCAGUGAUUCAAGACGUGGUGCUAGAGAGAAAUGCUUUAGAUGCUCACAGUGCGGGAAAGAAAAUUGCAGCAAGAUACAUCUGAAUAGACCCAUGAGCACCCACACAGGAGAGAAACCAUUCAGCUGCUCAGUUUGUAACAAUUCUUUUACACAGAAAUCAAAUUUAAAGACACACAUGAGAAUCCACACAGGAGGGAAACCAUUUAGCUGCUCAGUUUGUGACAAUUCUUUUACACAGAAAUCAAAUUUAAAGACACACAUGAGAAUCCACAGAGGAGGGAAACCAUUCAGCUGCUCAGUUUGUGACAAUUCUUUUACACAGAAAUCAAGUUUACAGAAACACAUGAGAAUCCACACAGGAGGGAAACCAUUCAGCUGCUCAGUUUGUGACAAUUCUUUUACACAGAAAUCAAAUUUAAAGACACACAUGAGAAUCCACACAGGAGAGAAACCAUUCAGCUGCUCAGUCUGUGAGAAGUCUUUCACACAUAAAGGAGAUUUAAAGACACACAUGAAAAUCCACACAGGUGAGAAACCAUUCAGCUGCUCAGUUUGUGACAAUUCUUUUACACAGAAAGGACAUUUAAAGAAACACAUGAGAAUCCACACAGGAGAGAAACCAUUCAGCUGCAGUAUUUGUGACAAAAGAUUCACCUGGAGUCAUAAGAUCAAAAUCCAUAAGUGUGUUGGUCGUCAGUCCUCACAGCUUCAUCAAACUCAAACUGAGGAGAACAGAGAGGCAGAGCCAGACUGA